AAGUUGAAAUGCAAUUAUAUUAUCCUUACUAUUUAAUCAUUGUUAAACCUAAUCACUAUGAUAAAAAUAAAACACCUGUCACUAAAUUUUCUAAUCAUGAUGCUUUGUUGACUAAUAAUAUACCAGAUAUCAAAAUUUCUAAACCAUUAUCUUUUGGUAAUAAGAUUGCUUUAAUAACAAAAAUAUUAUAUGAAAAGCAAAGAAAAGAAAAUCAAGAACUCAAAUUAGACCCAGAUAAUUUUUAA
Messenger RNA from Dentiscutata erythropus, 245 nucleotides. The record is from the annotation of a GenBank genome assembly. NCBI's taxonomy places the organism in Eukaryota, Fungi, Glomeromycota, Glomeromycetes, Diversisporales, Gigasporaceae.